AUGUCUGGCAGUGGAGAGGUUCGUGUCCUCCGCCCAGAGGCCGUUCAAGACAGUCCGGGGAUGCCGGCCUGGAAGAGAGAAAUCUUGGAGAGGAGAAAGGCGAAGGGCGUCGGUGCUGGUGGAACCGUUGCUCCGGACAUUAGUCCAGGUGGUGCGAGUCCACAACGAGUAAAUGGUGAAGUAACGGGAAACGUGAAUGGCAACAGUAGCAGCAGUGGACUCAACAAAGACAGCGGAGCGACCGGUGGGUCCGGGCGGAACUACACCAUCACCACAGGCAGUCAACACUUCGCGAACAACAAAGAGCCUCAACCGACAGCCACCGAGAAGACGACACCGAGAAAGGAUAGCAGACACGAGAGCUUGGUGCUGCAGGAGAGCCUGGGGCCGCUGGAAGAGAAUCCGUUCAUCAAAUUAGAGAAGGAGCGGAGAAAGCGACAGGACAGAGAUCAUGCCGCUCGCCCUGUUCAACACAUCCUGGAACUAUACGGCGGCGUCCCAGGUAUACGGACUAUCCGCGCGGAGAAUAUUAUCAUAAUAGAGUCGGAUCCGGAUUACUUUCUAGAAACUGGCGGAGUUAAAUGCGGGGACAAUUGGCAACAAAACGGUGGUGACAGUUACAGCUCUUUGAACGACCUUCUUGACCGGAGAGGCAGUGCUGUUACUGAAAUCAGAGCCAAGGAAGUGGUCAUUUAUGACACGGCGUUAAGCAAAAGUGAGGAGAAUCUUAGCACCUUGGGUCGGCCAGGUAAUGAGGUUUCAUAUGAUUCAGUUGAGGGUCAAGGAAGAGUUAGUCGGAUUUUGCAGAAGUUUGAUAGCAACUAUGGUAAUCUGCAGAAGAAAUCUCGCAGCACAGAGAACUUGCUGGACCUGGACUGUAGUCCCAGUAGUAGGCCAAGACACUGGUCCAAGCCACAGCGAGAUCUGGUGCCAAAGCCCCAGGUUGGCCUGUCGGUCAGCAGUCCGGGCAACAGCCAGCCACGAUCACCAGUCUUCCAGGGUUCCUGGUCUUCCAAACCAAAGCCACAACCUGCUGUCCCUGAGGUGAGCAGUCCCAUGUGCCAUUCUGGGUCCUCACAGUCUGUGUUUUCCUUCCGUCAGCAGUUUGAGGAGAGUGGGAUUCACGGUGCAGCUUUCAUCCCUAAAGAUGAGCCAGACUGUGCCCUAAACAAGCUCACCAGAGAGAGAGAGUGGGAGAUAGCUGAGACGUCCCCCAAACCCAAGGUGCCAUGCUCUCCUGAGAGCCGUCGUGUUCGUGCUGAGUCCCCCUCUAGCUCCAUCUCAACCAAGGUGUCACGUUCCUCACAUGAAUACGAGAUUCGCCCCUCCCCAAAGCCAGACCUUGCUAAAAUUCCUGAUGGGGAUACUCAGGCUCAGGCCCUUGCAAACCUGCGCCUUCAAUCUCGAAACUCCUUCAUGGUGAUCCCCAAACGCCAUCCCCCAGCUUCCUCUUCAGGAAGCAGCAUGGCAACAUCUGGUACUGUGAAAUCUUCCCACUCAUCCAGAGCUUCAGAGGUUCUCACGCUUGGAAUGCCAAACUCUCUUUUACAAGUGGUUACUCCUAACUUCACAAAAAGGAAAGAGGAAAAUCUCCAGGAGGAGGAGUUGGACAUGGCAGCGAGGACAUCCAAACCUGAAACAUCUAGUGUUUCCACAAGUCCUGCUCCUCCUCUGAACUCACCGUCCUCAUCCCCAACCCAAGCUCUCACCCCAUCACCUACUUCUCCACCCUUUCUGGUUUCACCUCCUUCUUCUCCUGCUGCCCCCUCCUCACCGCUCAUCUCUCCUCUUCUGACAGACUCUCUCACACCUGCCCUACAUCCACAGAAUGUAGAACAGCUGCUGAUAACAAACAUAGACGAAGUUGAGGUGGAACCUCCCAAGCGUGUCCCUGUCCCCAGCCCCCUAGUGCAGAGGAAGAAGGGGAACACCUUCACUGUCGUUCCUAAACGUAAGGUGGAGGCCAACGUUCAUCCGGGCUCACCAGAGUGUCAGCAGGAAGCCCUGAACGAGCCCCACCCUGGUUCCACUCCACUUCAGGCCCCAUAUGCUCAGCUGGGCACCCUGCUGAAAAAGCGCUACCCUGCUGUGGAGGAGAUUGAAGUUAUCGGUGGGUACCUAACCCUUGAUAAGUCCUGCCUCUCCAAAACUGGCUCCUCUGGGAAGAAGGGUUGCGCAGGCAGUUACAAAGCCACGAGGGUUGGCCGAGCCGGACUCAAGAUCUCCUUCAAUGAGUCUAACCUGCAGAGAACAUUCGAGUAUCCGUCGGAGAGCAGUGUGUGGUACAGUGGCGAGGAGGGCGAGGAGGAUGAGAAGGAGAAACAGGAUGGGAAGCUGGCAGAUGAGCAACCAAGCAUGGUGGGGCGCAUCCACAUCCCCCGACCCAGUUUUACUGUCUCACCCUCCCUUAUUGACGACGGCAACAAAUUGAUUGAAAUAAAAGUAACUUGCCUCACUCCGGCCGACAGCUCCUCCUUGUCAGACUACAGCAGUGAGCCCGCUCUCUACUUCUGA
Molecule: messenger RNA, 2514 nt
Organism: Menidia menidia (Atlantic silverside)
Lineage: Eukaryota; Metazoa; Chordata; Actinopteri; Atheriniformes; Atherinopsidae
Source: the annotation of a GenBank genome assembly